Messenger RNA from Penaeus vannamei (Pacific white shrimp), 1494 nucleotides. NCBI's taxonomy places the organism in Eukaryota, Metazoa, Arthropoda, Malacostraca, Decapoda, Penaeidae. The record is from RefSeq and is a predicted model, not a curated record.
AUGGCAGGCAUGGAGACGAAAAAUCAGGAUGAGGCUGCAAACAAAGUAUAUGAAAGCAUAUGUGGAGGACUUUCAUAUUUCAUUUUAGGAAAAGAUGCAGUUCCCGAGUUCGCCACAACGUUGCAGAACCUGACAGUUGCAGCCGGACGGGAAGCCAGACUGUCAUGCGUCGUUGAAAACCUGGGCAUGCACAAGGUGGCUUGGACGCACUACGGGUGGCACGGGCGGGCAGUAUUAACGGUGGACAACAAUGUUAUCACCAAGAACCACCGGGUGUCCGUCCUGCAGGAGGGGGGAGGGGCUGCCUGGACUCUGAUCAUUGCCAACGUCUCGACGACCGACCAAGGGACCUACAUGUGCCAGAUCAACACCGUCCCUCCCGUCAAGCGAUACGGCCACAUCAAAGUCGUCGUUCCCCCGACUAUCACUGAGCCUCCCAGUGACGUCACUGUGUCUGAAGGAGAUGACGUCACGCUAAAAUGCGGAGCGACAGGUGACCCGGAACCUGUGCUGACCUGGCGGCGAGAAGACGGGGCAGCCUUCACGUUGAACAACACUCAAGUGCUGGAGGCGGCGGGGUCUCAGCUCGCCUUGUCGUCGGUGACCCGUGAAGACACCGGAGCUUUCCUUUGUGUAUCCUCUAACGGCAUUCCUCCAGCGGUGUCGGCGCGGGCGCAGGUCUUCGUGAAAUACCGACCAGAGAUCAUCGGAGGUUCGGGCGUGGUGUGGGCUGAGAUCGCGACCAAAGCCACGUUGGAGUGCAGGUACCGCGCUUGGCCUCGUCCGAAGGUCAUUUGGACGAGGAACGGGGUCGUGAUGGGCGGGGCCGUGGAGAGUGUCCACGCAAAUGGAUAUGGAACUUCUAUUCUGGUAUUGAACACGAUCGAGACAGACAGUUUUGGUCACUAUCACUGCACUGUCUCUAACGAACUCGGAGAAAACACCACAACUUUGACGCUUAUCGACGGAAUGGCUCUGGAGAAGAAGACCUCCUUUAUCUCCCCGGCCACAUCCUCCUCGUCAUCUUGGCAACGCCCCACCAACUCCCCCGGACCCUCAGGCACAGACGCGCCCCUCACGCUACGUGCAGGAUGCCGCCCCGCCCAGCGACCCCCGCCCGCCGCUGCUCCCGGCAAAGCCUUCAGAGGGGCCAAGAACAUAAAAAAGCGUAAUUACUCUAAGGGUCCAACAUUUCCUAUGCUAAGUCGUGAGCAGCACCUCAGCAGGCGAGCCACAUUGCCUGCAGCAGCUGAUGGGCGUCCUCCCCUGUUUGAUAUAUAUUCUGCCUGGCCUCUAUCUCCACGUCUUCUAUUAGAUGAGGCGUUACCGGGUAUCGCCCUUGUAGCUGUUUGUGUUGUUAUUCAUUGCUCUACUGAAGUGAGUAAAGUUUUAGGAUAUCCUUGGCCACAGAAACAGGGGAAGGAAAAAACAUUAACGUAUGAGGUAAAAAGAUGUAAAACACCCGGCAGCGUCCAUUGUCCAGGUGACAGUUAA